Ictalurus furcatus (blue catfish) is the source of this 6102-nucleotide messenger RNA. RefSeq names its product genetic suppressor element 1. The transcript has 16 exons. Bases 1984 to 5469 code for a protein of 1161 amino acids. Lineage: Eukaryota; Metazoa; Chordata; Actinopteri; Siluriformes; Ictaluridae. The record is from RefSeq and is a predicted model, not a curated record.
UCAGUUUACUGUUUACAAGCCUUUUAGUACAAUGUUAUAACAUCAAAACGCCAACUCAUCUCAAGCCAGGUGGCUUUAAGGAUAUACAAAUGAGCCGAAGAGCACUUUUGCUCUAUUGGAUAGGAGAUGGCUGUUGAAAUGAAUGUUCAUGUGGAUGAAUAAAUAAAGCCAUCUCUGGUUUUUACUGUAAUAGCCAGGCAGUAACUCAGAGGAGUUGUUUCUGUGGAACCCCAGAGGAAGCUGUAGGCCUCUCGUUACUCUUCCCCCUACCCUCUCAGCUGGAUCGCUGCAUGCUGGGGGGCAGCUGCUCUUUUAUUCUGACACUGUCGACUUUCUGGAUCGUGUCUCUCUUCCUCCCCCUUUACCUCAAAAUAAUUGUGGGCUUGUUUGCGAUUGUGUGUAUGCGUGUAUAUGCACAUUCAUAGUUCAUGCUUAGGGGUAUUGUUCAGUACUGUACUGUAUGUGCAUGUUUUUAUAAUUAUAUGAUGCUAGAUUGGGCACAGGCUCAGCGAAACUGGACAGUUGAGGAUUGUAAGAAAGACCAAGGCCUGCUUUUUCAAUCUUCAGUUAUCCAGUUUGAUGAGCCUGUGCCCAAUGUAACCUCAGAUUCCCGUUCUUGUUUGACAGGAGUGGAACCUGCUCUGGUCCUCUGCUGUUGUAGCUCUUCUGUCUCAAGGUUCUGUAUAUUGUGCAUUCUGAGAUGCUUUUCUGUUCACUACAGUUGUAAAGAAUGGUUAUUUGAGUUACUGUAGCGUUCCUGACAGCGUGAACCAGUCUCUUCUGAACUCAUCAACUCAUAUCAUCAAGAAGGCGUAACCAACUGCAGAAUUACUACGUACCCAAUGUUUAUUCUUUCUGCACCAUUCUCUGUAGAUCUGCAGUUUCUGAAAUACUUAAACAAAUCCGUCUGGCACCAACAACCAUGCCAGAGUCGAAGUCACUGAAAUCACAUUUCUCCCCCUUCUGAUGUUUCAUGUAAACAAUAACUGAAGCUCUUGACUUGUGUCUGCAGGAUUCUAUGCAUUGUGCUGCUUCCAUGGCUGAUUGGAUAAUAGCAUGAAAGAGCAGGGGUAGAGAUGUUCCUAUUAUAGUGGCCAGUGUAUGUAUAUGAGUUUGUGUGUGUGUGUGUGUGUGUGUGUGUAUUGGGGAUGCAGAGAGCAGAUGCCAUAUCACUCUCCUUCACUCUCUCUCUUUCAUUAGGGCUGACAAAUCAGCUGUCAUUCAGACUGCAGUCCAAUUUACACCUAAUGACUCACGCCUGCACACUGAAGGCAGGGCCAGACCUCUUCUGAUCUCUCUCUCUCUCUCUCUCUCUCUCUCUCUCUCUUGCUCUCUCUCUCUCUCUCUCUCUCUCUUGCUCUCUGACACUCCAUCUCCCCACUUUCACAUUCUCUAUCCUGCUCACUCUCUCUCUCUCACUCACUCUCUUUCUCGCUCUCUAUCUGUAAGUCUGUCACUCACAUUCUCUCUUCCUCUCUCCCUACGCACAAGCUCACACAUACGCAGAUCAGUGUGUGUGGAGAAAGCUGCCUCUGUGAGUGUGUGUGUGUGUGUGUGUGUGUGUGUGUGUGUGUGUGUGUGUGUGUUUGCUCCUCCUCUCCCUCCAGUCGUGCAGUCAACAGCGGGAUGCUGUGAUAGAGAGAAGAAGGAGAAGAGGAUUAAAGAGGGGGAGAGGCAGGGAAUGCUCAUUCUGGAAGGAGGACCUCGCCUUGUGUUCAGGAUGAAGGGAUGACACAUUCUGCAUGCUUGUUAAAGGGACUAUUCAUUUGGAGCUUUAACUCGGGAUUGGCUCUGUCCAUCCUCCCUUGUCUCACUCUCAGACUCAGAUCUCCCAGGAAUGAAAUGGAUUCCCUGACUUUCACCUGUACGGCACGACAGGAGCUCUUCUGACGAGUGAACCCUUGUUCUGAGGGCGCCAGGGGCCUCCUGCUGAGCGCCAGUCUCUCUGUAUCUCUGUGUGACUUCAGGAUCCUUCAUUACAGCAUGUUUGGACUAAAGGCUCCGCUCUACUAUCUGUCUGGCAUGAGCCAUGAGCCAAAGUCGCCAUCGUUAGGAAUGAUCUCCACGGCAACACGCACCACGGCUACCGUCAGCCCUCUCACCCCCUCCCCCAUCAGCGGCACGGUUCUGGCCAAUGGGAACACCGCUUCCCAGUCCGCUCACUCUGGAUUUGCCGCUGCUCUCCGCAAACUGGCCAAGCAGGCGGAGGAACCCAGGGGCCCUACCUCUGUCAGCGGUGAAUCAUCUCCUGUUUCCUCUCCAGCCACCAAUCACAGUUCUCCAGUGGGCACGCCCAAGCGGGGUCCACUAGUGUCGGGGCCGGGUCUUGGGGCUCCUUCUGCCGUCCACAGUGUGUCAAGUACGCCACCCGUGGUCACCAUCGCUCCUACAAAAACAGUCAAUGGCAUGUGGAGAAGUGAAGGCAGACAGGCUGAGGCCACAUUGAGAGGGCCUGCUCGAGAGCGGCUGCCCUCAGACCCUCCUCCCCCUCCUCCGACCCAGGAGAAGACAGUCUCCUCUCUUCCCCCUCACCUCAUGGGGCCGCCUUACCCUUUUGGCCUGAACCCCAGUGCAGUAAUGCAGGAUCCUCGUCUACAAGCCCUUAAUUUAUCACGUCAGAUGCCUCAUGUUCUGCAGUCAGGGGCUGUACCAGUUGGUGCAGUGUCUUUGGGGGCGGUGACGGAGGAAUACCUGCGCAGUGGGUUCCGCCCCUAUAGUUCUGAGGACUUGAGACUAUCUUCACUCCCGUUAGGGCUGGACCCCGGGUACUUUCGCUCAGGAUAUCUAGCCUACCCUGCCCUAUCUUCAUACAGAAUGGAUGAGUCCCUCUGUUUAUCUACCCUGCGCUCGCCCUACUACCAGCUGCCAGCGGGGGGAGCCGUGCCCUCCAUGCAUCCCAGCACUGCUCACCUCCACCUGCCAGGGGUGCGCUACCCUGCAGAGCUCAGCCAUCAGUCUCUGACAGCCCUGCAGAGUGAGAGGCUGCAGAUGGAGGACAAGCUUCGCCAGCGCGAGAGAGAGCGGGAGCGAGAGAAGGAGAGAGCUCACGAGGCAGAGAGAGAGCGAGAGCGAGAACGGGAACGAGAGCGUGCGCGAGAAAGGGAAAGGGAGGAGGACCGAGAAAGAGAGAGAGAGCUGGAGCGACAGAAAGAGAAGGCAAAAGAGAGGGAAGUUCAGGUGGUCCGGGCCAUGGAGAAGCACGUCCUGAGCCAGGAGCUACACACACACUCUCACAGGCAGCAGAUAGAAGACCGAGUCAAGCUUACUCCAAACCGAGCAGAGAAAACCAAAGAGGCCACACUCCUGGCCCCAAAGCCUCUGCAGCCUGGCUUGUAUCCCUCUCCGGGUGGCCCCGCUCCACUCCCGAUACCCAGCCUGGUGCCCACCCCUGGCGAGCGGUUAGGACCGGGUGCUGUGCUGCUCCAGCGCCAGGCAGAGGAGGAGAGAUGGCUGGCACGCCAGAGAAGGCUGAGAGCGGACACGGCAGACAGGCAGGGCCCGGCGUCCGAUUGCUCACACUCACAGCUCAGCACAGAGCCGGAGACACGUGAACCACACACAGACACACAGAGGCCUAACUCACGCCACCAGGACUUGAAUACGAGAGAGCUACCUCACCACCUGGGAGCGCCACCUCCUCUCAUCUCCCCCAAACCCACCCCCCCUAACCCUCCCACUACACUCUGGAAUCCCGUGUCCCUCAUCAACUCUCCCUCACACACACGUCGAGCGUAUGACCCUCCCUUCCCCCCGAGUCGUCCACCUCCAGGAUUGACUAAACCCGAGUGCCCAGACAGGGGCCUUCCUUCUAGGACACCUGGCCUCCUCGAGCCCAGAACCUUCCUUGCAGAGCAGGAGAAGUUUAGCCAGAGCAUUCUGAACAAGCAGAGGCUCUCUUUUCCCCUGCCUGCUCCCUUUGGAGAGCUCAGGGGCACUAAAAGAGCAGGGUCCCCAAUGAGAGGCUUCCCUCAGUGUCCCGGGCGAGAACCAACACUGGUGUAUGAUCACACACUGCAGCAGCACAGAACUCUUCUGAGCAAACUCGACCUGGAGGAGAAGCGACGCAGGGAAGCCAGAGAAAAAGGUUAUUACUAUGAGCUGGAUGACUCUUAUGAUGAGAGUGAUGAAGAAGAAGUGAAAGCUCAUCUGAGGAGAGUCACUGAACAGCCUCCUCUCAAACUGGACCAGUCUAAAGAGAAACUGAACUUCCUGGCUGUGUUUGGACUGACCACACUCUCCAAGCGAGACGAGCUGUUGGAGAGAAAGAGGAAGAAGAGGAGAAAGAUGAUGAGGGAGCAGUCUCCAAUACCUGUUCAGAGUAAAUGUCAGACUCCGCCCACACCCACGCCCACCCUGUCAACCCGAUACACACCCGAGGACAUGGACAGGGCUCCUGAACUAGAGAACAAGAAACAUUUCCUCAACAUGUUCAACCUCAACCAUGUCAGCCAAGAGCAAAAGAUAGAAAAAGAGAAAGUAAUGAAUCUACUUGAUGCCAUCAAAAAGAAAACGGUCACUCUUGACACACUCCGAUAUGCUACAUACACACCCUGCUCCAGCCCUCCUACUACUGCCUCUGAUCCUAUAGCACCCUCCACACCCUGCAAAACAAACGGAGAACCCCACCCAAAUUCCCGUAGCCCCACUCCUCCUGGUCCUACAAGGCACCUUCAUAGACAUUCACAGCCCACUGACCUCUUACGCCGUAAAGAGCCCCCUCCACUCGCCCCCUUGCAGGAGCAGUCUCGUUUAGGAGAAGACCCGCCAAUCAGGAGAACACCAAGCCUGCAGAACAGCUCCAGACCUCCACUCGCAAAGCUGAAGGAGCGGCUGCAUGGGGUCAAUGGCCUGAGUGCUGAGGAGUUUGCUCAACACUUCCACCAGUCUGUACUGCAGUCUACACACAAAUCCCAGCACAAACCCAAAGGAGGUAUCCCAGGAGCCCCUGAGCCAAACCACAAGCUUAACAACGUUGUGCGUUACAACCCUCCAGAGCACCAGGGGGCGCUGAACCGACUACCUUACUCUUACACCAAUGGCCACUCCUGCCACCCUACAGCCCACCAUGAGUCAGGGCUUAGUGAUGAGCGAUCUGCUGAAGAACACUCCAGUGAGGAAGAUGAUGAUGAUGAUGAGGAGGAGGAGGAGGAGGAGGAGGAAGAGGAGUACAGUCCCAAAUGGAAGGGUAUUGAGGCCAUAGUGGAAGCAUAUCAGGAGUACAUAGAUGAGAGGGAUAUAGAGAGUGAGGUUCUGCAGAGUGAGUGUAGGAGAAUGGAGGCUCAGCACUAUCACCUGAGUGUUAAAGCUGAUCAGCUCUCUGUCAGUAUGGGGGAGCUGUUAUCCCAGAGGCAGCGGCUGGCGCUUGACAGGGAGCGAAUGCAGGCUGAGCUCGAGCACUUCAGGAAGUGUCUGGCCUUGCCCACUCUGCUCUUACACAGGGGUCACUAUAAGGGGCCGCUCCCGAGGUGAUCCUCUCACCCUGCCCGCUCACGAUUAGGGAUCUGGGCAACCAGCACCCAGUUCCUCACCGGAAACUGAGAGCCCAGAGCUGUGCUGAAAGCUGAGGGUGAGACGGAGAACAGGAUGAAGAUGAAGCUGAGCUCACGGCACAGCAGGAGGAUCGACUGCAGUCAUACAAGCUUUAUGUUUAACAACAUAAAGAGAGACAGUCAUUACCAGUGAACCAGUGGCUGGCCCUGAGAAUCCCUUCCUCAUCUCCAGCUUUAGAUUCCUGUGUGCUAGAAGAAUAGCAAAUCUUACAACCAAAAAAAAAAAAAAUCACCUAGCUGCUGUAGAACUGGAGAGUGAGGAAGCCCGAUGGAGCAUACGGUGACGACACAAACGCUCGAGCUCAUAUCCUUCUUCCAUGCCACUCGGCCUGCACGUCAACGUGAACGGUUCUUAACACUGUGGCAUACGAGAAGUCUGAUAUUCAGAACAUUUCUUACCGAUAGAAGCAACUUUGAAAUUUAAAUAUCAUUGCUUUAAAAGUGAACAAAAAUAUUGCUAAAAACCGGUAAUAGAUUUUGUACUAUUAAUAAAUCAAACUGUUUAAUUUGGAUUUCAGUUUUAUUCCCAGGCUGACUGGGUGAGGAGGAAUGA